Messenger RNA from Alexandromys fortis (reed vole), 1018 nucleotides. RefSeq lists its product as uncharacterized. The coding region runs from base 187 to 921 and encodes 244 amino acids. NCBI's taxonomy places the organism in Eukaryota, Metazoa, Chordata, Mammalia, Rodentia, Cricetidae. The transcript has 2 exons. The record is from RefSeq and is a predicted model, not a curated record.
CCACUCCCGUGGUUCCUAAGAGGCCACAGCACAGAUGGUGGCUCCUGCUUGGUUUUCCUGUCCUGACAUCUCCAGCUCCUGCUGCCGGAAAUGGAGAAGGUACUUUCACUGAUUUAUCAACCAGUCUGAGGUCAUCCGAGGUCAGUGGAGGUCACCAAGACUCACAGGUCAAACAACUGGAGCCUAAUGAGGUCAGAAUCCUACUGCCCGGGGCUCAUCAUGAGGUCAACGGGAGAGCGACGCUGGACUGGGGACACAGUACUGCCGGUGAUGCUCCCGGGCAUCAGCUCACACUUGCUGACAGUGUGUUCUCGUGUUCGGCCACAGCCCACUUCCGAGAUGGAUAUCGUCAGAAGCUUGCACCGGGCCCCUCUUCGUCCUUCCUGUUUCCUAGAGACUAUACCUAUGUUGAGUGUGAGCAGCCCUGGGGUCCACACCUAUUGCAACUGCCAUGCUGUCAGACCAGUGCCCCUGUGUCUACCUGCCUCUGCUGCCGUGCGUGUCAGGAGUCACUUCCUUUUAAAGGCUGAGCACUGUUCCGCCACGUGGGCAAUCCACGUUCUGUCACAGUUAGCCCAUCCGUGGAUGCUCAGUAGCUUCACCUGUGGCUAUCGUGGCAUUUGCCACUGUCUCUUGGCACCUGUGGUAGGCAUAGCGGUGUACGCAGACACACACAGCUGGGCAGGGUCACUGGUUAUGGCAAGAAGCAGGUGCAGUGAACUGACUCCUGGCUCUGGGGCCACCCACGCAUUGGGCCGCCUCUCUCUCAGCCCCAGGACGGAGCCCUGGCAGGUGGACUCGGUUGAAAAGGUGUUGGGCAUGGCUGUGAGUAUUGCCCUUGCUGCACCUAGACCAAAGGUGGUCAGUGGAGCUGAUAGACCGUUCAGGCCAGAUGGGGGGCACACAGCCAGCACGCUGUGAGUUCAAAGCCAGCCUGGUCUACACUGUGAUUUCCAGGUCAGCCAGGGCUAUGUAAUGAGAUCCUGUCUCAGAAAAAGAAAGAAGUGUGCAGCAGUUU